AUGAAGGGUCUCAGAACAGCCGCUCUUGCGGUAGCAGCCACCACGACGAUCCUCGCGCAGGAAUGCGCUGAUGUCCUCGCCCCCAGCUACAAUUCUCCCCAAGUCGCCCCGGGUUGGCAGGCACAGCUUGUCGCGACAGGCUACAAGAAGCCACGGACAAUCCACGUCGACAGCGAGGGCGCGCUGUUGAUUCUGGACGCCGCCGUUGGCGUCUACCGCGUGACGUUCAAAGACAAUGGCGGAACGUGUCUCAAGGUCAUGGAGAGCAAGCUCUUGGUCAACAAUACUAGACUCACCCAUGGUAUGGCCUUCUCGGAAGAUGGCAAGACUCUCUACGCCUCCUCAGUUGACCAAGUCCUCGCCUGGGGCUACGACGCAAAGGCGGGCGCUGUCAACGCCGAGCCCGCCGUAGUAAUCGACAAUAUGGCCAACAACGACCAGACCACACGCACGCUGGUCAUGUCCAAGGCGAGUCGUGACUGGCUUGUCGUCUCCCGGGGCGUAGACGAGAACUUCGACAUUGACGCCCUCGAUGUGUCCACCGGUCACGCCCAGGUCAAGGCGUUUGACCUUGGCAAGUCUGGCAACAACCCUUUCGACUUUAACACGGACGGCAAGCUUCUCGGUUGGGGUAUCCGUAACGCCGUCGCCGUCGCCGAGGACCCUUCCACCGGCAACGUAUGGGCCAUGGACAACUCCAUUGACGACAUCACGCGCAACGGCGUUGACAUCCACGACAACAACCCCGGUGAGGAACUGAACCUUCUCGGCGCGGUUGCCAACGAGACUGAGGCCGGCAACUACGGCUACCCGCGAUGCUUCGCCGUCUGGGACACUGGCAUCCCACUCAACGCCUCGCUCAAUGUCGGCGACCAAUUCUCCAUGGAGCAAAACAGCACCAUGAACGACACUCGCUGCCACAACGACUACAUUGCCCCGCGGUUGACCUUCCAGCCGCAUACCUCUCCAGUCUUUCUACAGUUCAGCAACGACGGCUCGCACGCUUUCAUGUCGUUCCGCGGUAGUUUCAACCGCCCCGACCCCGUCGGCUACGCCCUCACAGCCGUCGAGUUCUCAAACGGCGAGCCCGUCGCCAGCAGCGACUCGACCAAUGCACUCAAGAAUAUCAUGUACAACAAGGACUUGAGCGCGUGCCCUGGCCAGUGCUUCCGUCCCGUCGGUUUGGCGUGGGACUCUCAGAACCGCUUAUUCAUGACUUCCGACUCGACAGGAGAGAUCUAUGUUCUGCGUCAGAACGACACCACGCCCACAUCGACAACCCCUGGCACCAUCGUCACCCCCACUGCCAAGCCUGAUGCGGCCAGCGGUUUUGCCCCUUCGUUUGGACUUGGGCUCGCUGCAAUGAUCGCUGCCUGCUUUGUGUCUUUCUAA
Messenger RNA from Colletotrichum spaethianum, 1392 nucleotides. RefSeq lists its product as uncharacterized. The transcript is spliced from 3 exons. The record is from RefSeq and is a predicted model, not a curated record. NCBI's taxonomy places the organism in Eukaryota, Fungi, Ascomycota, Sordariomycetes, Glomerellales, Glomerellaceae. The coding region runs from base 1 to 1392 and encodes 463 amino acids.